Molecule: messenger RNA, 1254 nt
Organism: Plodia interpunctella (Indianmeal moth)
Lineage: Eukaryota; Metazoa; Arthropoda; Insecta; Lepidoptera; Pyralidae
Exons: 5
Coding region: 193-1206 (337 amino acids)
Source: RefSeq, a predicted model, not a curated record
AACAUUUAAGACGUCGUGGCGGCAAAAUAACCACGGAAAAUAACAAAAUGAUGUCAAUACUUACGUAUUUAUUUAUUUUCUUUUAACUUUCUAGUUUUUCUAAUAAUUAAUAAGCAAAAGUCCUACAACAAUAUAAUCUUGAAGUGUGUUUUUACAAUUCAUUUUAUCCUCGAAUUACGUAUAAUGGUUUAAAUGGCUACAGCAAAUCAAGAAGUUCUGAAAGAAUAUUGCAAUUCCAUAUCCAGACUUAGAAAACAAUGUCUAGAUGAAGGCAUGACAGAAAAAGAAUUCCAAGAACUUUAUUUUCAGUCUCUGAAAUCAAUCAAUAUGGAUAAUGGCUCUUCAAUCCAUCGACGAAGUAGAAUCAUUAAUACACGUAUCUUCUUGCUGAUAGGAAUACUUACUACGGUCUCUGUUAUGUACAACUAUAAAAUAAUAUAUACUGGAAUAGUAUGCAAUUUACAGGAAUAUAUUUACCCUGGUCUGAGACUGUUGAGACGGUUGUCAAUUCCUAUUAUAUCCCUAUUCCCAUCUCUAACAGAAUUUUACCAUGAAACAUGUCUGAUACAGAAUCCAUUUUUCACUGUGGUGGAUAUGGACUGUUGGCCUUGCAGCUCAGUAAAUACUGUGAGGGAAGUCCAAAGUCCUAAGCCUGUCAGUCGCCAACAUAAUGCACCAUUUACAUACCAGACAGAUCAAAAGUCCAUGGAGGUAAUUACUCUCAGGAAAUUUUACGAAAAGAAUAGAAAUAUUGUAGAUAACGAACAACCAAAAAUACUGACUAAUAAUAAGCACUAUGAAACUCCAGAUGAAAUGUUCACUCAUCUAGAGAAUGGUGAGAAGAAUUUAUAUAUCUGGAAGUUCAAUACUAUGAACACUGCAAGAGCUUUGAGGCAGGUGAUUCCUAGACCAAAAGUUGUUCCAAAAUUUGGUCAGAGUACAGAGAGAUUUAUUAUAGUAGACUCCAGCCAAGACUCAUUCAAAAUACCUGACACUGAAUGUAGCUUCUCCUUUUUGCUGAUACUAAGUGGGAGUAGAACAAUCAACUUGGUACCAGCUGAGGAAUGCAAGCAUCAAUGUAAGACACUGAAAGUGGAUUUAAAGGAAUCUUAUUUAUUAUGGUACAAUUGGUGGUAUUGGAGACCAGUAGUCCAGCCUUCAAAUGGAAAUGUUACCAUGGUGGCACACAUUGGCUCAUAUUGUUAGUACCGGAGAUGAAAACGACACUUGGAAUGUACAAAACACCAAUUUAUU